Molecule: messenger RNA, 2900 nt
Organism: Colletes gigas
Lineage: Eukaryota; Metazoa; Arthropoda; Insecta; Hymenoptera; Colletidae
Product: putative inorganic phosphate cotransporter
Exons: 8
Coding region: 45-1553 (502 amino acids)
Biological process (GO): transmembrane transport; monoatomic anion transport
Cellular component (GO): plasma membrane
Molecular function (GO): transmembrane transporter activity
Source: RefSeq, a predicted model, not a curated record
UAAGAGAUUAGAAUUUGAACAGUCUGCGUUUGACAGCGUUAGAAAUGACGGCCGCGAACAAGGAGGAGGAUGUGGAGGAUGCCUUCGAAAGGAAGUCGUCGAGACUGUCAGGUCUACUUGGAAUCAGACAUUUGCAGGUUUUUCUAUGCUUCAUGGGAAUGGUGAUCGGAUAUUGUCUUCGCGUGAGCAUGUCCGAAGCUAUAGUUGCAAUGACGAACAAAUCCAGCAACCCCGACUAUACGGUGUUCGAUUGGGACCAGAACGGGAAGUCGCUGAUUCUGAGCGCGUUCUUUUGGGGAUACACGGCAAUGCAAAUACCGAGUGGUUACUUGGCGAAAACAUGGAGCGCCCAAAAACUGCUCAGCUGCGGAAUGCUGGUUUGCGGCGUUUUGAAUAUUCUAAUACCGACUGCCGCCUAUUAUGGCAACCUGAUCACGGUCUGUUUCUGUAGGGUGGGCAUGGGCGCCUUUCAGAGUUGCCUUUUGCCCUGUAUACAUACCCUCCUCUCGAAAUGGGCACCGCCAUCCGAGAGAGCACGACUCGGAGCAUUCGCUUAUGCUGGAGCACAGUUCGGUACUGUGAUUUGCUUUCCAAUUUCUGGAGUUUUAGCGGCAUCGAGUUCCGGCUGGCCAUCCGUAUUUUACGUUUUCGGCGUUCUCGCUGUAUUUUGGAGCAUCUUAUUCUUUUUUUAUGGCUUCGAUAGUCCGUCCCAACAUCCGCGAAUAACGGAGAAGGAAAGAGUAUACAUAGAGCAUGACUUAAUGAGCGCCGAGGAAAAGGAAAUGCUGGAUAGCGGAAAGACGCAAAGAACACCAUGGAAAGCGAUUUUCACAUCGGUGCCGAUGUGGGCCCUUAUAAUCGUCCAUUGUGGUCAAAACUGGGGAUACUGGACACUUAUCACCGAAAUGCCAAUUUACAUGAACGCUGUUUUACGUUUCGACAUCGAACAGAAUGGCAUGAUAGCGGCUCUUCCUUAUCUGACGAUGUGGAUCUUGAGUUUUCCAGCGAGCUGGCUGUGCGAUUAUUCUUUGAAGAAAGGUGUUUCCAGGGGAGUAGCCAGGAAAGUGUGCAACACUAUCGCUCACUGGGGACCAGCUAUAGCUUUGAUCGGUCUUGCAGCUAUGCCAGUUCACAAUUCUGUGGCGGCUGUUACAAUUCUCGUAGUAGCCGUAGGAUUAAACGCCGGAUCCCUUUGUGGAUUUCAGAUCAAUCACAUCGAUCUAAGCCCGAAUUUUGCCGGCACAAUGAUGUCUAUUACGAAUUGCAUUGCAUCUAUAAUUGCAAUAAUUGCGCCGCUUGUUUGCGGUUUGAUCGUUCCUGACGAGUCGAACGUGAAGCAAUGGAGUUACGUAUUUUAUUUGUCCGCUGUGGUCUAUUUUGUGGGAAACUUAAUUUUCAUCAUAUUCGGCCAAGGCGAAGUUCAACCGUGGAACAAUUACAGCGACGCAAACACUCGGAAGUACAGUAUGAAGGAAUCUACGACAAUAACACGUGAAACGAGCUCUGUGUUGGCGAAACGAGAAGCAGAUAAAUUGACGAACAAGAACGGGUAGAACUGCACGGCGUGAUCGUCGAUUUCGAUCAAUUAAUUUUAAGAAGAUCUACCUGCUAAAGUGUGUUUUACUAGUUCUCUUUGGCAACACAUGUAAUGAACUGUAACAUACGAGGUGCGACAAUUUGAUGAUCGACAUUGUCAUAAAUUUGUACAAUAACUCAUAAUAACGUUGUUAUUACGACAACAGUGGACACAAUGUGUCAUUUAAGGAAAAGAAACUUGAUAUUACUACAUUUUAUUCUAUCUAGCAAGUACAAAUGGUAUAAUAUUUUACCAUAGAAGAGAUCAAUUUCGAACUGUAAAGUCAGAAUAAUUCCCUCGCACGUAUCGAACAGCGACUUCAAUUUGUACCAUUUUUUACCAUUUAUGUAAAUAUCGGAAACCUGCAUCAGUACUUGGGAUAUUUUUCAUAUUUUUAAAGAUUGACUAAAAUUAGUAAUACCAUUUAUCGUAAUUUCCUGCUGGUAGCUUUAAGUUAUAUCGAUGUUGUAUAAAACGUUACCUAUAAACAAACAGAAACAAAAUGUAAAAAAAUGAAAAAAACCUGUAUAAUACGUGUGCCGUUAUAUAUAAUAAUAAUGUUACAACUUUUAUAUAAUCCUGUCAAUACUAUUGUUUGUGAUAGAGUUAAUAAUUACGAGGAUUUCAUUUCAAUGCUUGAAAAAUAUAAAAUGAGGUCAGCAAGCACGCAAAUCGUAGCAAAAGCUAUCGUCGUGAGUGUAUGCAAGGUUCUCGUGUGAUUAUUUACAAGAAAAUUGAUCUCUUUUCAAUGCUGCCUCUCUUUAGACGCGUGCGUGUACACAAGUUAAAAAAAUAAAGACGAUCAAUUCAAAAUUUCUAUAGUUUAAUAGGUUACACUUUUGUUUUGAGGGGACCAAAAAUUCAGUAUCUUUUUUUUUAUCAAUGUAUAGCAUUUGACGCGAAGAAUCUAAGAAUAUUAGUUAUAUAGCAUGUUAUAUAGCAAUUGUAAGGGAAUCCUUGUAAGAAAUCUUUAAUCUUCGAUUUCGUGACGGUUCUAAUCAGCCAUUUAAUGGUCAAAGUUAUUUAAUGGUCAACAAUGGUUAUGGUCACUGAUAGCUAAAAAUGAGGUUGACAUCACGGUCAGCAGUCUAGUGAGACUAAAGAAAUGACAAAAAAGAAGUAGAACCAAUCGAAAUAGUUAUUUCAUAAGAUUAACUUGACUUUGUGUUCCCCCACCCUUUCAUUAUCUUACAAAGGGGUAUAAGUAGAGCCACUGUUGAUAAAUUCUUCAGUAUUCCUGGGACGUUCAGGGGAUCGGGAGCCUACGUUUGGCCAUUAGUGAACCGCUGACCAUCGCUGACCACUGCUAACCUUUACCGACUAA